AUGUGGUUUUUGGAAAAGUACGAAAAUCUCAUCGUGACAUUUGAGUGUAGUUAUUCGUUGCCACGUUAUUGUACGCUGAGUGCUGAGUUUAUCGACAGACAUGCAGCAACAUUUGCCAGUUGGUAUGGCGGAGUUUGGACUAAUCUUUUCGUCAUUGAUCAAAACCUGCCAAUCUGGCUAAUUGAAAAGCAUGCUGACUUAAUUCCAUGGGAAGAUCUCUAUCCACAUUCUGGACGAGAAUCCCAAAAUGAUAUAUUUUGUGAAAGUUUUGCUCGUAAACAUGCAGAUCGUCGAAUCUGGCAGAAUAUUGGCCAUUUUGCGGUAUCAAAUGAAUUUGUAAUGGAACAUAUCGAAAAAAUGAAUCUUUUCAGAGAUUUGGACGAAAUUUGUGCACGUGACGGCAAUAGACAUUCAAUAUCAGGAACGACAAGUUGGAGUAGUUUACUGGAUAAUGGAACUACUUUGACGCAAUCUGUGUUUAUAGAUAUGUUGGAGAAAGGUGAAAUGUCUAUCAUUACUGCAUGCGCAUGGAUCAAACAUCGACAGUUAGAAUCUCAUAUUUUGAAGCAACUAUUAUCCAAGUAUGAAAAUAACAAAAGUAACCAUCGUGGAUAUAAACAAAUUCUCAGUAAAGCUCUAGAACAUCAAAAGUCGAUGACAACGUCCGAAAUGUUACAUACAUACACAGCGUCAAUGAAUAAGAAAUUAAUGAAAUCUUUACUAAAUAACCCUAGUUUCAAUCUUGAUACGUUCAAAACAGAACUAAUAAAAAGUCAUGAUUGUGGUGUAUGUUGUGAAUUUGCGGAAAAAUUGACUAAACAGAUUCAAAACAAACGUAUUUCUGAUAAAGAGUAG
Didymodactylos carnosus is the source of this 855-nucleotide messenger RNA. The record is from the annotation of a GenBank genome assembly. NCBI's taxonomy places the organism in Eukaryota, Metazoa, Rotifera, Eurotatoria, Philodinida, Philodinidae.